AUGCCAAACAUUAGUGUCAUUCCACUUGAGGGUAAUAAUAAAAUGUUAAAAAGUAUUCAAUAUAAAAAAUUUCAAAUACCGAUCCUUGGAAUUGCAUUAAUUCUUGGAACAAUUAUUGCUGCACUAUGUGUUGUUGCUCUUGUCAAAAUUAAUAAGAAAUUUUAUGAGAUUCCAGACAAUAGUGAAAAACCAAUUAUCAAUUCAAAAGUAAUUCAACCAUCAUCUAACUCCAUUUUGGGUGCAUCUAUUCGUAUUGAUGAAGUGGUGAGCUAUCUUAAUGAGCUUCAACGUAUUGCCACUGUCUAUAAUGGGACUCGAGCCGACAGUACACCUGGAUUCAAUGCAACAGUGGACUAUAUCUACAACUAUCUAACUGCUAACACGAAUUACAAAGUGACAAAGAGUUUUUUUCGUGUUGCAUCAGCAGCAAUUGCUCGUAUGCCCAUUUUAAUGUCAUCAAUUAAUGGUACUAUAACUAACCAUACAUUUGCGGCUACUCCAUCAAUUACCGAAUUUUACCAUAUUCAGUAUACGGCAUCAGCAAACUUUUUAGAUUACGUUGAACUCACUGUUAUUCCAAACUUGGGUUGUUCAGAUGAUGAUUGGCAAAAAGCGACUCCAUCUUCUCAAGAUCGAGUAGCAUUAGUUAAACGAGGCAACUGUACUCAGGUGGAAAAAGCGACACUUGCUUCCAAAUAUAAUGCUGCUGCUCUUCUUAUAUAUAAUGAUGGUGAAGCACCUGAUCGUAUGGCACCUAUGAUUAUUGCUCUUGAAGAUAAUAAUAAUUUGCCAGCACUUUUUCUUUCAUUUCAACUCGGUCAAAAACUUGCUGAUGCCGCCCGAAUGAAAUCAGGCAAUGUUCGUAUUCUAAUCAACAUUGUCCGACGCAAUGAAUCAACAGUUCCAUCGACAAAUAUUUGUGCCGACACUCCAACAGGUGAUGCUACACAAACCAUUGUCAUUGGUAGUCAUAGUGAUAGUGUAACAGCUGGACCAGGCAUUAAUGAUAAUGGUAAGUUUAUUAUUCAAAUAAUACUUCUUAUAUCACUUUCUUUCAUUACAGGUAGUGGUAGUGCAGCCAAUCUAGCUCUAGCUGUUGCUCUUGCUCGUCUUUUUCGAACAUCAACGUAUCCCAAAUAUAAAUAUCGAGUACGAUUUUGUUGGUGGGGUGCUGAAGAACUGGGCCUUCUUGGUUCAGCCUUUCAUGUCAAACAAGCGAAAAAUUCUUCUAUUAUUGGUGAACGUCUUUCAGACUAUUUGAUUAAUCUUAAUUAUGNUCUAGCUCUAGCUGUUGCUCUUGCUCGUCUUUUUCGAACAUCAACGUAUCCCAAAUAUAAAUAUCGAGUACGAUUUUGUUGGUGGGGUGCUGAAGAACUGGGCCUUCUUGGUUCAGCCUUUCAUGUCAAACAAGCGAAAAAUUCUUCUAUUAUUGGUGAACGUCUUUCAGACUAUUUGAUUAAUCUUAAUUAUGAUAUGAUUGGUUCACCCAAUUAUAUAUUUGGUAUUUACGAUGGUCGUUCAGCCAAUAAUGACACUCCAUCGCAAGCUCUUUCUGGUAGUAGCAAAAUUACAGAUUUGUUUCGCGAUUGGUUUAUUCGGCAGAACUUACCAUGGGAUUAUACAGAUUUUACUGGUCAAAGUGAUUAUGGUCCAUUUUUAGCUGAAGGUAUCGUUGCAGGUGGAUUAUUCUCUGGAGCUUACGGUGCCAAACCACAAAAACAACGUGAUCGAUAUGAUGAAAUGCUUGGUCAAGGCUUAGGAGGUAUCGCAGGUGUUGCCAGAGAUCCUUGCUAUCACAGACAAUGUGAUACGAUUCAGAAUAUAAAUGUAUUAGGAUAUGAGAAGAUGGUGAAAGCAGCUGCUUAUGUUUUAGAAGUUUUAGGUCGAGAAGAUGAUUUAAAAACAUGGUUGUACCCAUCUAUUGAAAUUCAACGGCUCACUGCUCGAUCGCAACAACGUUCACGGCCACAGUACAAUUCGAUUAACGAAUAUUUUGGAUUGCCUUAUUAUUAA
Rotaria sp. Silwood2 is the source of this 2013-nucleotide messenger RNA. The record is from the annotation of a GenBank genome assembly. NCBI's taxonomy places the organism in Eukaryota, Metazoa, Rotifera, Eurotatoria, Philodinida, Philodinidae.